ACAACGGUGACAUCGGAUCGACGUAACUUUCACUUCUUCGAAGAUGGGAGGCAGAGGGGCAACAACAAAAUGCAUCGAAUGAAUGGUUCUCCACGAUGCUCUUCACCAUUGCACGCUGGUAUUCUCCUGGUCUUGUUGAUAGCGGUUUCCCCGAUAUCCGUAGUGUUAGCUUUCUUGGAAUCAUCAAGCAUUAGUAAUUCGUUGUUCCGACAAAUCCCCACGUCAUCCCAACUGUUUCUUCCACAAAUAAUUAUCAAAAGAAGUGUAAUAGUAGUACAAGUCAGCAGCAAUGAUGAUAAUAUUGACAACCAAUCAGGAGAAGAAGAACAAGAAGAAUCACAAGUACUAUUGGUAGCUACAAAGAAACGAAAUAAUGUGAAUCAACGAGUCCGAAGCAUUGUCCAAGUACUGUCGGACUACAACGGCCAGCCUAGGUUGGGACCUCAAUGGUCCAAGACCAAAAACUAUCUCUACAAUCAACGAGAUUUGACGGACGAUCAAGUGGGAAAAGUACUCCAUUUCCUCAAUGAUGUUUUGAAGGAUGAUAUCGACUUGGUUUGUUCUGUCAUUCAAUCCAAUCCUCGCAUUCUACGGAAAAGUGUCGACCAUUAUUUGAUCCCCACGGCACAAUUCCUACAGAAUCUAUAUGGCUCGGAACUGUUCUGCGAGGCCGUCCGACGAAAUCCAGGCAUUUUACUGUCCACGGGAGUUGGUCACAAUGCGCCCGAUGAUGCCGUCGCGGCCAUGGAAGAACUAUUGACGCAACGAUUGGGUAGACAACCCAGAGAUAUUACGGCAUUGAAGAAGAAGGCGCCCUGGUUGUUUCAAACAUCCGUCGAACAAAUCACAUCGGUCCUGCACUACUUGGAUCAUCUGUUGCUGCAACAACAGCAACAACAGCAACAACAUCAACAGAAUCAUGAUGAUCCAAGCUCUGCUUCCGAACACGAAGAUCCAAUAAUCAGCGAACAUCGACGCAAGACCAUGCUGGGCAAACUGAUUCAGGCAUAUCCCACCAUCUUUCAUCUUUCCGUCGAAACCAAUUUGAAACCCAAGGUGGCAUUCCUCCAGCAGCAGUGCGGGUUCACCAAUGCCGAUGUGGCAUCGUUAUUGACGUCCACGACGAGGGCAGGACUCUUUUGUCUGUCGUUACACGACAAUCUACAACCCACUUUGGAAUUACUACAAGAGUUGUUUCGGGACGACGACAACUCACAUGCACUCCUUCGUGACUGCAUAUUGAAACAUCCUCAAAUCUUGUCGUUAUCGCAAGCCAAUCUUCAGGAAAAGAUUGCCUACUUUGACCGCAUGGACGACGACGACGAGCUGCAGCAGAAUGCUAAUGCGGGCCAAAGCCAAAAAGAUUCAUUGGCAUGUCGAAUUGCCAUUCGGUCUCCCACUAUUUUCUCCUUGAGCUUGAACGAAAAUAUCCAGCCCAAGGUAGAUUUCUUGGCCAACGUGUGGGGUAUUAACGCAAAUCACGACGCACCCCAUGAUGCUUCCACGACAAAGCCGUCCCUGACAGCACUCUUGGGCGAGUACCCCAAUAUCCUCACUCUGAGCCUCGAAGGAAACAUUCAACCGACGUUGAAUUUCUACAAUCAGACUGGUUACAUCAAGCUAGACUCGGACUGGAAUUGGGAACCUAGUGAUCCAGAGGAAGACGGGGACAAGAAGGAGAACCCAUCACCUUUGAUCCGGGCUCGAUACAUUGCAUGCUCUCUUUUUCAACGGUUGCUUCCCCGGUGGCACUUUUAUCUCAAGAUCAAGGUCAAAAGGUCCAAAACCCAAUUUCCAGUUGAAGAGGACGACGACAACGACGCACCACCGCUGCACAUUCUCGCGAUGGCUAGCGAUGCCAAGUUUUGUGACUUCCUUGGCGCAGAGGAAGAAGAGUACAAGGCAUUCAAGGAAGAGACCAUCCCAAGACUCAAGUUUUCCUCUCAAUUUGAUACGUGGCUCAAGACUGGUAGACCCAUCGAUGUCUAG
Messenger RNA from Seminavis robusta, 1989 nucleotides. The record is from the annotation of a GenBank genome assembly. Lineage: Eukaryota; Bacillariophyta; Bacillariophyceae; Naviculales; Naviculaceae.